Corylus avellana is the source of this 1260-nucleotide messenger RNA. NCBI's taxonomy places the organism in Eukaryota, Viridiplantae, Streptophyta, Magnoliopsida, Fagales, Betulaceae. The record is from RefSeq and is a predicted model, not a curated record.
AUGUCAGACCGAGCUCCAAAUGCAAUUAUAACUGAUCAAGAUAGAGCUAUGCAAGCUGCAAUUCGGAGAGUAUUUCCAAGAGCUAAUCAUAGAUUUUGUUUAUGGCAUAUAAUGAGCAAAGUUCCGCAUAAGCUUGGAUCUUAUUCUCAAUAUGAAAACUUUAAGGGUGCUCUAUUAAAUUGCGUAUAUGACUCUUUGACUUGUGAUGAAUUUGAAACAAGAUGGCAACAAGUAGUUGAGAAAUAUAAUCUUCAAGAGAAUGCAUGGCUAUGUCAAUUAUAUGGAGAGCGGCAUCAAUGGGUACCGGCAUAUGUGAAAGGUAUAUUUUGGGCCGGAAUGUCCACUACACAACGAAGUGAGAGUAUGAAUGCCUUUUUUGAUGGUUAUGUGGGGCCAAAGACUCCGUUGAAGAAAUUUGUUGGGGAUUAUGACAAUGCUUUGAUGAGAAUGGUGGAGAACGAGCGUCUAGCUGAUUUUGGUUCGUACAAUAAAAUGUUUCCACUUAUAACUCUUCAUUCUAUUGAGCGUCAACUUCAAGCUAGUUACACAAAUGAAAAGUUCAAAGAAGUUCAAGAAGAGUUUAGGGGAUUCAUGAUGUGUUUGCCAUCCUUACUAAAAUGCGAAGGUGCGAUUUCUACAUAUGAAGUUAUUGAUCGUGUAAGAGUUAGUGGUGACUUCAUAAAAGAAGUAAAAUAUUGUGUUUACUUUAAUGACACUGAAUGUGAGGUACAAUGCACUUGUAGAUUGUUUGAAUUCAGAGGAAUCAUGUGCAGGCAUGCCCUUAUUGUUCUUACCUUGGUGAAAGAUGUGAAAGAGUUGCCAUCCAAAUAUAUUCUUGACCGAUGGAGGAAGGACUUGAAACGAAAAUAUACUUUUGUUAAAAGUAGUUAUGACGAUUUGAGUGGCAAUCCUAAAGCACAAAAAUAUGAUGAUUUAUGCAAUGAUUUUUCUGAAGUAGCAUUUCUCGCGUCAGAUUACAAUGAAACCUAUAUGACAAUGAAGGCUUGUAUACGUAAGUUAAAGGAGGAAUUGCUUUGUAAUGGGUUAAGAAGUGAAAGCAGUUUGAGUAGUGCACCUUCUCUUCACAUUCCGGGUGCAUAUUCGAUUUGUAAUGAAGCAACUGAUGGGAGGUAUCAGAAAUGUAACAAGUUGCGGAGUCCUUUAGUUGCAAAAAGUAAAGGAAAGCCCUCGUCAACACGAAAGCAAUCCAUUGUAGAAAAAGUUGUUAGAAAGUUAAAAUUAACGAAGGUGAAGAAAUGA